GAAGACCACGGCAGCAAUGGACGACCUGACAGUGGGAUUUAAGGCAGGCGAGAGGACAACAGUGGUAGCGGCUGAAGCAUGAAAGAGACGGUGGAGCCCGCGCAGUAUCGCCCCAACAUGGAGGCGUAGCGACAGUAGAAUGCGAGAUCGUUUUAUUGUAGCCUAGCAGCAGCAUCCAUCGAUCCAACCUGAGCGGAGGAGAGAGGAGAGAUGGGCUCCCAGGUUGUGCAGACCCUCCGUCAGGGGGUCUGGGCAUCACUGACCGGGGGUUGGUACCACGACCCGGACCAGAACAAAUUCAACAACUCCUGCCACCUCUAUCUGUGGAUUUUCCUACUGAUGUUGCCCUUGUCGCUCCAUCUGGCCCUGCCACCUACCACCAUGGCUUUGAGCAUCUACUGUACCUCCAUCACUGUUUUCUUCAUCCUCAUCAAGCUGGCCAACUAUCGUUUGCACCUGAUGUUUGACCAGGGUGAGGCGGUGGUCCGCAGUAGCCUCUCAGACCUCAGCAAGGCUCCAGACAAGAAGAGCAAUGCCUCUGACUCCUGUCUGCGUGCCAGCAUCAGGAAGAGCAGCACUGUCCCAGACAGUGUUGCCAUGACGAUGCUGGCUCGUAACCGUCCCAGUCCAGUGAUCCAGGUGACAGUUAAACAGACUGAAACUGACCCAGGAUUGAUUGGGGUGGAGUGUCCAAAGUCAGAUGAGGUGAAGGCUGUGGAAGGUGAUGCUGUCCUCCCACUAGGGCAGAGUGAGAGUGCUGCAGAGGAGAGGCCUGCACAGGGAGGUCUGCACGCAAGCCAAGAGCUUUCUCCAGAGGAUCUCUCCAGCCCCAACCCUGACCAGGCCGCCCCCCUGCUGCAGGCCCAGCAGAGGCCCCCAUCUCAAACUGGGAGAGAUGAGCUGCGACCUGGAUCUGCAACUGGGACGGGGAAAAAGGAUGUGGAAACCGUUGGGACUGGAGCUCUGACGGAGGGAACAGCCGUUCAGAGCCCUUUGAUAGGGCCUGACAGAGAGCAGUCAGAGCAGGAGAGAACUGCAGAGAAAGAUGGUGAUGACAAAGACACUGCAGACAGAGACACAGCAGAUGAAGGUCUGCCUCCCUCCAAGGGGAGUGAGGGAGAUAGCGGAGCGGAAAACGAGGACCAAAAAGAGCCCUCAGACGCCAACAAUAACUCAUUGGAGGCGCCGCAGGCCCACCAGGAUGACCCUGUUGAUGUCCCCCAAACUCCUACUCAGGCUGAGCCAGUGGAGGAAACGUAUUGCUCUGAUGAGAUCGCAGUGGUUCUGGUGGACAAUUCUGGACCCGGGCCAGUGUCGACUCACCUGGACGACAGCGACACAGUCAAGAUCAUCAUCACCAUGAGCUGUGACCCUCAGACGGCUGCUCAGCUGGAGGAGAGCGUCAUGCAGAGCCUUCUGGAGAAUGCACAGGCUCAGAAGGAAGCAGGAGAAUGUCACAUCAAGAUCCCUGUCAUCACUUUUGACUCCCCUGAAGAAGAGAGGCAGGAAGAGGAAGAGGGUGAAGAAGGAGCUUGGUCAGAAGACGACUCCACAGCGAAACAGCUACAGACCACCCAGAAGGAGGAGUUUCACCUAUGUAGGGAAACAAUCAGUUCAGAGUCAUCCACACUGGAAUGUCCAGAUCAGGACCAGGAACAUCUCAGUCCACAAAUGACAAAUGACAAUACACCGAGCCCACAAAUGACCAAUGACAACAGCUCGUCGGGCAUCGAUGUCCACUCCCACCCUGAUGACACGGAUCCACCAGAUCUAAAUGUGGAUUCAGAGGGUUUCCUGCGUCUGCCACCAGCGUUUGGCCGUUACGGGCCAGGGGGAAGGACUCACAUCCGUGGGCUGAGCAUGGACAGUGGAAAAGACGCCGUACUGCUGUCAGACCGCUCAAACAACACACCGACCAUGACAAGCUCUAAGUCAGACCUGGAAGCCAAGGAGGGACAGAUUCCAAACGAAUCCAACUUCCUGGAGUUUGUGUCCUUGUUGGGCUCGCUCAGCACCAGAGGGGGAGCGGCCAGUGCACAAGAAGAGGCGGAACCAGAACCCAAAGAGGAAGGAGCUGGAGCUGGAGAGAAAGAGGAUACAAGUGCAGCUCCCAAACCUGAUGAGGCAGUCACGGAGACAAACACAGACACCCAGUCUGAGAGACCCAACCCGCCCAACAGUCUGGCUACAGACACACUGCAGACUAUACCUCCCACAUGCAUCCCAAUAGUCUCCCCUGACAGUCCCCAGACUGACAGAGAGAAGGACCCGGACUACGAUUCCUUACCCUCGCAAACCUCUCAGUCAGAAAGCUCCAUGCUGCAGGUGAUCUGCAGGCCAGAGGCCACCAACAAAGAAGACGCUUACACCUUCCACACUGUACACAGAGACAGGCCUCGUAAACUGUAUGCAGAGAGAGCGCUCAACCUGCCCCUAGGAGCUGAGCUCAUCACUGGCAACAUGUGCGACCUGCUGUCAACCUCUUCCAACUCAGAAUGUCAGGACGGCCUGGUGGGCGGUCACGCCGACUGCCCUUUCCAGCGACGUAUCAUCCCGGCACACCGGCUCCGGCCGCGAAGGACGCACCCUGAGAUUUUCCAGGAGGAGGACUCUCUGGACGAGUCGUCGGAGACGUCCACUCAGGAGAAGCCAACCAGGAAGCUGUAUUAUAAACUCAAACUCUUUCCUGGGAAAUGGAUUAAUAUCCUGUAUGACCGACUCACCCUGCUCGCCCUACUAGACAGAAACCAGGAUGUUGUGGAGAACCUGGUUGCAGUCUUCAUGGCCUUCCUGGUCUCCUUCCUGGGCUUUCUGCUCCUCAACCAUGGCUGCUUCAAAGACUUCUGGGUCUUCCAGUUCUGUCUCGUUAUUGCCAGCUGCCAGUACUCCUUACUGAAGAGUGUCCAGCCAGAUGCAGCCUCACCAACACAUGGCCAUAACCAGCUGGUGGCUUAUAGCCGAGCAGCCUACUUCUGUAUCUUCUGCGCUCUGAUCUGGCUGCUGGAGCAGCUGCUGAGGAGGAAGGACCUGCCCGUCUCCACCCUGUACGGGGUCACCAUCGUCUGCCAUGAUGCACUGCGCUUCCUUCGGGACCUGCUAGUUGGUUUUACCUACUGCUUUCCGAUCACCUUCCUGGUGGGCCUUUUUCCUCAGAUCAACACCUUCACCAUCUACCUACUGGAACAGAUUGACAUGCACUUCUUCGGUGGGACCGCGGCGACGGGUCUUCACUCUGCGAUCUACAGCAUCCUACGCAGUCUGCUCGCCCUGUCGCUCCUCUACGGUUUCUGCUUUGGAGCUCUCAAGGAGCCAUGGGAUGAACAGCACACCCCGGCCCUGUUCUCAGGUUUCUGUGGCCUCUUGGUGGUCUUCUCUUACCACCUCAGCCGACAGAGCAGUGACCCUUCUGUUCUACUAUCGCUGAUCAAGUCAAAGCUAAUGCCGGCUCUGGUGGAGCCUGAGGAAGAGGAGGAGGAAGACUCAGACAUUAAAGACCCGCUGCCGGAGAAGCUGCAGAACUCUAUGAAGGAGAUUCUGCUGUCAGAUGUGGUCGUGUGCUCUGUUGCCUACAUCCUGACCUUCGCCAUCACUGCUAGCACUGUCUUCCUGUCUCUUAAGCCGUUUGUGACAAUUGUGCUGUAUGCUCUGGCGGGGACGGUGGGAUUCGUCACUCACUACCUGAUCCCCCAGCUGAGGAAGCACCACCCGUGGUUGUGGAUCUCCCACCCAGUCCUCAAGACCAAGGAGUACCACCAGUUUGAACCCAGAGAGGACGCUGUGCUCAUGUGGUUUGAACGGCUGUACGUGGGGCUCCUGUGCUUUGAGAAGUACGUGGUUUACCCCGCCAUCGUACUGAGCGCGCUCACGAAUGACGGCUUCGCCCUCAGCCACCGCAAGAAGCUGGGAAUUCACUGCGAUGUUUUCCUGACAACGGUUGCAGGGCUGAAACUCCUGCGCUCGUCCUUCUGCGACCCCAGCGUGCAGUUCCUAACUCUCCUCUUCACGCUCGUCUUCUUUCACUUUGACUGUCCGCGCGCCUCCGAGAGCUUCCUGCUUGACUUCUUCCUCAUGUCCAUCGUCUUCCACAAGAUGCGUGAGCUGUUGCUGAAGCUCCACUUUAUCCUGGUCUACAUCGCUCCCUGGCAGAUUGCCUGGGGCAGCGCUUUCCAUGCCUUCGCUCAGCCCUUUGCCGUACCUCACUCAGCCAUGCUGUUGCUGCAGACUCUGCUGACCACCAUUUUCUACACCCCACUGGCUCCCUUCCUGGGCAGCGCCAUCUUCAUCUCCUCCUACCCACGACCUGUCAAGUUCUGGGAGCGUAACUACAACACCAAGCGUAUUGACAACUCCAACAGCAGGCUGGUGUCCCAGGUGGAUAAAGAGACAGGAUGUGAUGAUAACAACCUAAACUCCAUCUUUUACGAGUACCUGACACGCUCGCUGCAGAAUUCACUUUGUGGUGACCUGCUGCUGGGCCGAUGGGGCAACUACAGCUCCGGAGACUGCUUCAUCCUGGCCUCUGACUACCUCAACGCCUUGGUCCACCUCAUCGAGAUCGGCAACGGGCUGGUCACCUUCCAGCUGAGGGGGCUGGAGUUCAGAGGUACAUACUGCCAGCAGCGAGAGGUGGAGGCCAUCACAGAGGGGGUGGAGGAGGACGACGCGUGUUGCUGCUGCGAGCCUGGCCAUUUACCCCACGUGCUGUCUUGCAACGCGGCCUUCAACCUGCGCUGGCUGGCCUGGGAGGUGAUGGCCACCAAGUACCUGCUGGAGGGCUACAGCAUCAGCGAGAACAACGCCGCCACCAUGCUGCAAGUGUACGACCUCCGAAAGCUGCUCAUCACCUACUACCUGAAGAGCAUCAUCUACUACCUGGUCCAGUCCCCGAAACUAUCCACUUGGCUGAAGGAAGUGACCGUUCAGGACUCCCUGCAGUCCUACACCAAGUGGCACCACAUCGAGCGCGACCCGCAGGUCUUCAGCGUAAAAAUCGAUGAAGACUACGUGCACUGCCUGCAGGGCGUGACUCGCGCCAGCUUCUGCAACGUCUACCUGGAGUGGAUCCAGUACUGCACUGGCAAGAUGGAGACGCCUGUGGAAAGUGAUGAAGACUCUCCCCUGGUGACUCUGUCUUACGCUCUGUCUGUCCUCGGGAGGAGAUCCCUCGGUACCGCGUCACACAACAUGUCCAACAGUCUGGAGUCCUUCCUGUAUGGCUUCAACACUCUGUUUAAGGGCGACUUCCGCAUUGCCCCCAAAGACGAGUGGGUUUUUGCAGACAUGGACCUCCUGCAGAAGGUGGUGGCUCCUGCGGUCAGAAUGAGUCUCAAGUUGCACCAGGAUCACUUCACGUGCCUGGAGGAGACGGAGGAGGCGUCCGUCCUGUACGAGGCCAUCACUAACUAUCGCAGCAGCCUGGUCAUUUGCCAUGAGAGCGACCCGGCCUGGCGCAAGGCGGUGCUGUCCAGCCGCGACACACUGCUCACGCUGAGGCACAUGAUCGACGACGGCACAGACGAAUAUAAGAUCAUCAUGCUGUACAAACGCCACCUCAGCUUCAAGGUCAUCAAGAUCAAUAAGGAGUGUGUGCGAGGCCUGUGGGCCGGCCAGCAGCAAGAGUUGGUGUUCUUACGGAACCGAAACCCGGAGCGUGGCAGCAUCCAGAACUCCAAACAAGCGCUGAGGAACAUGGUCAACUCGUCCUGUGACCAGCCGCUGGGCUACCCCAUGUACGUGUCACCGCUGACGACGUCGUACGCCGGGACGCACCGCACGCUCCGCAGCAUCGGAGGAGGGGCUUUAAGCCUGGACGCCAUCCGCUCCUGGCUGUGCUCCAAAUGGCUCCGGGUGCGUAAGGACAACCUGACCAGCUGUAACAGCGGCGUCAACAUGGAGGAUGUGGACUGCGGCGCCGGCGGGUCGUCCUCCCUGAGUCACAACCACCCCUCCUCCGUCACCUCCAACAGCCUGAGCCUGUACCAGAACAGAGCCAGGACGGCGCACAGCCACAGACACCACAACACAGCCAGGAGAGAGUACCGCAGCAGGUCAGUGCAGCCCCAGAGUCAGCGCCCCCCUGUCACUAGCCAAUCAGGACCCAUCUUGGACUCCGGCUCCACCCACGGGCUGGUGCAGCGUCUGUCCAACAGUCAGCUGUCCUUCAACACCUCCAUAGCCUCUAUUUUCUCCCAGGUCCCUCGUCUGUCAGGAGCUGGUGGGAUCAGCUCGCAGCUCCAGGCGGCGCAGCAUCAGCAGCGCUCCAGCCAGGUAUCCUCCUCAUCCUCCACUCUCAGCCUGCUGUUUGGGAAGCGAAGUUUCUCCAGCGGCCUGGUCAUCUCGGGGCUGUCUGCCGCUGAGGGAGGCAACACCACCGACACGCAGUCGUCGUCCAGCGUCAACAUCGCCAUCGGGCCGUCACACAGGUCUAGCAGCAGGGCUACACAGUGGACAUCAGAGCCAUAUGAGAGCAUAGAUGCGACCUAUUCGAACGCCGCCGUCACGCCAAAAGACAACGCGCCAUCCACUGACCAAGACUGCGGCCAGGGAGUGGACAAGACCCAGGAGGAGUCGGCGUCGGCCUCGACGGCCCCGGAGACUACGGAUCAAAAGACUGUCUGAAAAAACACACGCACACACACACACACACACACACAAAACACAAAAGACUGUGAGUGCAUGCACACUCAUACCCAUAUACAGAGAAGACUGUAUGAAAGAUCACACAGGCAGUCCUUACAAAAACACUCACACACACUCACACACACACAGACACGCACACACACACACACACACACAUACAGAGGAUUGUAUGAGAGAACACCCAUGCACACAAACCUGCCUCCUCUCCUGUCCUCAGCAUGGUCUUACCCUGUUGUCUGAAUGUAAACAGAUCGAAAAACAUGAUCUUACAUCCGGUGACGAAAUAAAGACGGUUUUUAAA
This is a messenger RNA of Myripristis murdjan (pinecone soldierfish), 6940 nucleotides long. It is a transcript of the gene pcnx2, whose product is annotated as pecanex 2. Gene Ontology annotation, cellular component: membrane. NCBI's taxonomy places the organism in Eukaryota, Metazoa, Chordata, Actinopteri, Holocentriformes, Holocentridae. The coding region runs from base 211 to 6618 and encodes 2135 amino acids. The transcript is spliced from 40 exons. The record is from RefSeq and is a predicted model, not a curated record.